Molecule: messenger RNA, 933 nt
Organism: Purpureocillium lilacinum
Lineage: Eukaryota; Fungi; Ascomycota; Sordariomycetes; Hypocreales; Ophiocordycipitaceae
Source: RefSeq, a predicted model, not a curated record
AUGCAGCUACAGCUCUUCUUCGUGCUGGUCGUGACAGCGUCCUCGUCUCCCUUGCACCUGCAUGACGGCCGAUCCAGAAUGUUCCGGGCUUUUAGGCCCCCUGGCCACGGAGGCUCCGACGCGCCGCCCCGUUGGAUCAUUGAACUUGAGGCUCUACCCCAAUACAAGCUCCUCGACAACCUGGCCAAAAAGCCCAACGCUUCCGUUGACGACGCUCUCGAGGAGUUUACAGCCCUCGCGGCCGCCGCCAAAACUUCAGACGUGAAGGCUCCGCUCGGGGUUUUCCCCUGGAAUACAUGGCAAUCUCUGAUCGAGAUCGCGAAGCGCACCGUCCCGGAGAAGCAGGCCAAGAUGGUUGAAUUCGUCGUCCAACUAGAAAAGAAGAGGAUGGAUGACGCCGAGACGGGAGAACAGAUGAAGCACGAGGGCGAGCUGCUCUGGACUGGGCUACCCGCCCUUGGGUACACUGUCGCUGACGCCUGGCAAGAGUUCGACCCGAAAGAUCCCAAAGCGACGCGUUACCAGCAUGACCGUUGGGAAAACAUGAUCGCUCUCCUCGCGCAGCUCAGCGCGGCAAGCAGGGCAAACUACACCAGCUCAGAAGUCACCGACGUGGACUUUUCACCCUUGGCGACGCAUGCCUUCCAUCAGGCAUUCGAAGAGUCAAGCGCUACGGACCCAAUCAUACGAACCGCCUGCAUGUGGCUCAUUUACGCACCAACGCGGCUCUGGGCCAACAUCCAGCACAAGCGUGUCUUCAAUCCCAACCACAACGAGCUAGUUCUGACCAUGGAAAUGUGGAACAUCUGGGCUGAAGGCCUCAGGAAGGCGAAGCAGUCUUGCCGCCCGGAGACGUGUCCUUUGGUGAUGAGCGCGAUAGCGAAGAUGGAGAUUGCGCAGGGCGAGAGUCAUGUAGAGGGGGCCCAACCAUGA